This is a messenger RNA of Diorhabda carinulata, 1583 nucleotides long. Its product is annotated as polycomb protein eed-B-like. The coding region runs from base 233 to 1525 and encodes 430 amino acids. The transcript has 8 exons. NCBI's taxonomy places the organism in Eukaryota, Metazoa, Arthropoda, Insecta, Coleoptera, Chrysomelidae. The record is from RefSeq and is a predicted model, not a curated record. Gene Ontology annotation, molecular function: nucleosome binding; protein binding. Gene Ontology annotation, biological process: negative regulation of transcription by RNA polymerase II. Gene Ontology annotation, cellular component: ESC/E(Z) complex.
ACCAUUACUACUUUUAGUUAUUGAAACGCGCGUGAGUAGUAUGAUUGUUGAUAUAGUGGUAGUAAAUAGUUUUCAGUAUGAAUAUCACAAUUUCCUAUACUAAAUAGUAAUUCCAGUUUAUUUUUAUCUGUAAAACAAUCAAUUUUAUCGUGAAAAUACAAACUAUUCCACUGUAAUUUGCUGUUUGAAGUGCCUUUUCAAUCUUGGUAUAUAUUCGAAUUAUAUAUUAAAAAUGAAAGAAAAAAAUCAUGAUAAAUCGAAAUCUACACAUAAAGAAGAGUUAUCUAAUCACGAAGAAGAUUCCGGUGAUGAAGGGGAUGAAACUUCGAGUGUAGGUAGUACUUCUACAACUGAUAAUACUUCUCGAAGUGCUACACCUACAAAUAGACUAAGAAAAGGUCGUCGUGGUAAAAAACGAUUAAGUAAUACACCUAAAGUUCUAAAACCCAUCUAUACAUUUUCAUGUAGUAUCAAAGAGGAUCAUGGGCAACCUUUAUUUGGUGCUCAAUUCAAUCACCAUCUUAAAGAAGGUCAACCAUUAAUUUUUGCUGCUGUUGGUAGUAAUAGAGUGACUAUUUACGAAUGCCCUGAUAGAACAGGCAUUAAAUUAUUACAAUGUUACGCAGAUCCCGAUUUAGAUGAAAACUAUUAUACAUGUGCUUGGUCGUUUGAUGAGGAUAUAGGUAAACCUUUAUUAGCUGUAGCUGGCUCUAGAGGAGUUAUUCGCAUCCUCAACUUGACUACUAUGAGUUGUAUCAGACAUUACAUUGGUCACGGACAUGCUAUAAACGAGCUUAAAUUUCAUCCUAGAGAUCCAAAUUUGUUACUUUCUGUUUCUAAAGACCAUUCGCUAAGAUUGUGGAAUAUUAAAAGUGAUGUUUGUAUCGCGAUAUUUGGAGGCGUUGAAGGUCAUAGAGAUGAAGUAUUAAGCGCUGAUUUUGAUUUGAACGGUAAUAGAAUCAUGUCUUGCGGAAUGGAUCAUUCUUUAAAAUUAUGGAGAUUAGAUAAAGAUAUAAUGAGAGAAACAAUAAAAAAUUCGUAUGCUUGGAAUGCUUCACGAAAUUCUAGGCCGUUUGAGUGUUUGAAAGAAAAUUUUCCAGAUUUUUCUACAAGAGACAUUCACAGGAAUUAUGUGGAUUGCGUGAAAUGGUUCGGAGAUUUUUUGCUUAGCAAAUCUUGUGAAAAUUGCAUCAUUUGCUGGAAACCAGGUCGUUUAGAAGAUGAAAAUCUUCGUAAAGGUGAAACUAGUUCAACUAUAAUCCACAGAUUCGACUACAAGGAAUGCGAAAUCUGGUUCGUUAGAUUUGCAAUGGACUAUUGGCAAAAGAUAUUAGCCUUGGGAAAUCAAACCGGUAAAGUAUUUGUAUGGGACCUGGAUGUAACAGAUCCGGCUCAAGCAAAGUGUUAUACAUUACAGCAAGCUCGAUGCACAACAGCCAUCAGACAAACGACUCUAAGUAGAAAUUCUGAUAUUUUAAUAUGCGUAUGCGAUGAUGGAACCAUCUGGAGAUGGGAUAGAGUCUAACAGUAUUUUAAAUAAUCAACGUAUUAUUUUUUUCGAAUACAUUUUUUAUUAUUUCAAA